UCGAGUUAGAGUACUGGUAUUCAGUAGAAGCUAGGUAAAAGAAAUAGAAAAAUAAAUAAUUGUCUGACCACAAAGAGUAAUUUGAUGGUCCAGAGCUGCAGUGUUAACGUUAUUUGGUUACAGAAUCAUUAAGGUGCUCGGUUUUCGGGAUGGCAACUGGUGGCACGCCUUUUGAUCACUGCACAGACGACCGAGAUCUGCCCAACUGGACUGCCAGCAACGGCAGUCUGGAAGACAGAUUAAACAAUAUGGACUGGGGUGUGCAGCAGAAGAAAGCCAACAGGUCCUCUGAGAAGAACAAAAAGAAGUGUGGCGCGGCGGUCGAGAGCAGGCUGACCAAUCAGAUCUCUCCAGAGUCGUCGCCGGGGGCGGGCCGGAGGCGGGCUCGCACGCCCCACUCCUUCUCCCACGUGAAGUACGCCACGCAGAUGUCUGUCCCAGACCAGGCGGAGCUGGAGAGACUGAGACAGCGAAUCAACUUCACUGAUCUGGACGAGAGGAGCAUUGGGAGUGACUCUCAGGGGCGGGUCACAGCUGCAAACAACCAAAGACAACUGGCUGAGAACAAAAAGGCCUUCAACUUUUUACCGCUCCACGUGAACACAAACAAAGGCAAGGAGCCGGCCGCUGCCGCCACUGUCGCCACCGUCUCUCCGUCCACCAGCAGGGGUCCUAAAAAGCAGUCCCCGGGGAAGGACGCGGCGGCCUCCCCCCUGAGCAAGGAAGCCUCCGAGCCACAGCGAGGAGCCGGGGAAGAUGGGAGAGGAGAGCCAGGGAUCGACAGCAGCCAGGUCGUCAGCAAGCUUGUUCAGAUUAGGGAGUAUAUUGGCAAGGCCAGCACCAUAAGAGACGACCUGGUGGAGAAAAACGAUAUCCCUGCCAAUGUUGAGCGUUUAUCGCACCUAAUAGUACACCUAAAGGAGCAGGAAAAAUCCUACUUGAAAUAUCUCCAAAAGAUGUUGGCCGGAGAGAACGAGGAAGACGAGGUUCGCACCAUGGAUUCCGCGGUGGGGUCGGAGUCUGUGGCCGAGAGCGCCUCGCUGAACAUCGAGCUGCGGUCAGACGGUUCCAACGCCGUUGUGAGUAAAGCUGGAAGAGCCCCGCAUUUCAGCCAGGAGAGCUCUCGGGUUUCGAGAAGCCGGCCCCGCAUCGAGGACAAUCUAGGGCGGUCGGCGAGCCAAGGACAGGGCUUGGUCUGGGACGCCACUGAAGCACGUGGCCUCAGUGGCUUGGGAGUGUGGCCCGAUAGGACUUAUAGCCAGCAUCCAACAAAGGGCAGAGAUGGGCGAGCAGGGGUGAAGGAGGAGGAGGAGGAGCUGGAGAACCUGCGCCGGCAGCAGGAGCUGCUGAAGAAGAUGCUGGACCAGCAGGAGCAGCUGAAGGCCUUGCGUGGCCGGCAGGAGGCGCUCAUGGCCCUGCACAGCAGCGGCCAGCGGGCUGGCACCGGCAUGGACGACACCGUAAUAACAGAAAACACAGGCAGUGUUUCUGGACUCAGCAUCACCUCAGAGCUGAAUGAAGAGUUGAAUGAAUUAAUCCAGCGUUUUCAUAACCAGCUUCAUGACACGCAGACGAAGGCGGUUCCAGAUAACAGGAGACAAGCGGAGAGCCUGUCCAGAGGCCGUGUGCCGGCCCAGCCCCCGCCCCCGCCCCCGCCUCGUCCCCAGCACUCUGCCACCGCGGCUAGCGCUCGGCUCACCAAGCUCCAGGAGCUCCAGGACAAGAAGGACACCAUGGAUAAGAUCCUGCAGGAGCUGCACACGCUCAGAGACCACACUCUGAACAACAGCUCCUAUGGAGGGGCAUUCUGUGAGCGCGGUGCAGACCACAGGGGUGCGGUUACUGGGGUGUCCGGGGAGCGCUGCUCAGCUCUCAACCGAGAGGCCAAUGGCCGUAUGGGCGUGGUCACCAGACUGGACCCCUCCACCGUCCACCACGAACCCCAGCUGGAGGACAACGGCAAUCCCCCGGAUAAACUCAGGAAACUGAAGGAGGUUCACAAGAGGCUGAACGAGCUGCGAGAGCUGGUGCAGUACUACGAGCAGACCUCCGACAUGAUGGCGGACACCGUCAACGAGAACGUCAAAGACGAGGACGAGGAGACUGAGGAGGGCUCCUUGUUUGAGGCCAUGUUUGACUCUGAGCAGGAAACCCAAGAACGUGUCACAAACAUAAGAAACCCACAGCGUGCUGGGAACUGGAUGGACACCAGUGGCCUGACCAAUGCCCACGGCUCCAACAACCGAGACGGGAGGCUGAACACGGACUGUGAGAUCAACAACCGCUCUGCUGCUAACCUGAGGAGCUUGAACAUCCCGUCCGCCAUAGAGUGCCAGUACAACCGGUACCGCCCCUACAACGAAAUCAAGGAUGCCAAUGAGGAAGAGGAGGAGGAGGGGGAGGGCCUGGUGGACGAGGAGGAGGAGCGGGAGAGGGGUGCGGGGAGCGAGGCUUCCGGCUCCAGCCGCAGGAGCAGUCUGGGGGAGGACCCCGAGCUGGAGCAGAAGGUGCGCCGGCUCCAGAAUGCCAAGCAGAAGCUGAGGCAGCUGCAGGAGCUCGUCGCCAUGGUGCAGAGUGACGACACUGACGGGACCACAGCCAAUGAGGAGGACGGGCUGAACCAGCAGCCCAACAACACCCGAGCGUCUGUCCCCAAACCGCAGAGGGACCUGUCUGUCACCGAGGCCGCCAGGGAGAAGUUCUACUCGGCCAAGCUGAAGCAGCAGCAGCGGGAGCUGCAGAGGCUGCAGGAGGAGAGGCAGCGUCUGGCAGAGAUCCAGGGAAAGAUCCAGGACCUGCAGUGGGCCUGCCCCGACCUCCAGUCGUCCGUGUCCAGCGCGGUGAGUCAGCAGGGCCCGCGGAGGAUUCCCGCCGCAGCGUCGACGCCCGGCCUCGGCGCCAGCGGGGCGGCGCUCAACCCCACGCCGGAGGCCACCGCAGCCACAGGCCCCGAUAAUGAGCUGUGGUCGGAGAUGCGGAGACACCAGAUCCUGCGGGAGGAGCUGAGGCAGAGGAGGAAGCAGCUGGAGUCUCUGAUGGCGGAGCAUCACAGGCGGACCGUGCUCAGCGACGCCCCCUGCGGGAAGGACGGGGCAGAGCCACCCCCUCUGCACACCCCGGUGCCACUGAGCAGGGACGAGAGGACGAUGGCCACGUGGGGAGGGUCCACGCCGUGCCAGCUGGACGAGGAUGAGGAUGGCUACCCCUCAGAGAUGGGUGGCGAGGAAGAGGAGCUGGAGGAGGAGGAGGCAAACUCCAGCUCCAGCGAGGACCUGGCCAUGUACCCCAGCCGAAAGCACAGGUCCCACGGGGGCAGGAAGCUGAAGGAGAGCUGCCCGAAGUGGUCGUACCCGCGCCCGGCGGACGAGGGGGCGCGGCCCUCCUCCAAGGCGCGGUCCCGGCAGCGGCAGGGAGCCCGCGGGGCGGGGCGGCAGGAGAACGUGCGCCGGGGCCCGGACAGGCCCUCCCUGGAGGGGACGCGGCGCUGGCAGGAACAGGUGAACCAGCUGCAGGCACAGCUGGAGUUCAGCACCAACAUGUGCCAGACUCUCCUGCAGGACCAGCAGAGUCUGUCCUGUCUCCUGCAGUCUCUGCUCUCCAGCCCCUACAGCUUGAUCCCGAAUAAUGUCGGCUCGCCCCAGGUGCACCUCAUCAUGCACCAGCUCAACCAGUGCUAUACGCAGUUGGCAUGGCAGCAGAAUAACGUGCAAAGACUGAAGCAGCUGCUGAAUGACCUGCUCCGCCAGCAGCAGCCUCAGACCCCGCAGCAGAGCUCUUCCCAGGACAGCGCCGCCCGCCCCGCGUCUCCCGGCCUCUUCCCUCCCCCCUUCACCUUCCCCCCCGGCGCUCUGAGCGUGCCCGGACUGGCUGGCUUCCCCAUUCCCUCUGGCUUUGGCUUCAGUGCACCCUUCCCCCCGGGGUUGGGAGAGUUCACGCCCCCCGCAGCCGGCCCGGCCAGCACCCCGCAGCAGCAGCAGCAGGCGGACCACAACUCCUCUGUGAGGACGGAGUACAUGAGCUUCCCCCCGGCCGCGCCCCAGGAGAGACCCCCCGCCAGCGGGGCGGACACAAGGACGCAGAAGGAGGGAGAGGGGGCGGAGCAGCAGGGCGGGGCCUUCAGGAGGACCCUGGAGCAGGGCAUCCGGAGCCGACCCUUCCACCGGGAGUCCCUGGAGAGCCUGAGCAGCCUGCCGGACCCCGCCGACCCCACAACCCUCACCAGAACCUUCCGCCCAGGCAGGAAGGCGUCGGCCCAGGACAGCCUAGCCUCCAGAGACAAGACGCCCAAUGCCAAGAGGAGGAGAAGUAAGCCACGCGCCAAAAACGCAGGGCAGGGGACGGACAGCGUGUCCAGCGCCAGCGAGUACGGCCGGGACCCGGCUCCACACAGCAAGCAGAGGGAGCAGAACCGCCUGCUGGACCGGCUGACCCAGGAGAAGCUGGACAGCAAGAUCAAAACCAGGCAGAACAACGAGCUGUCCUCAGCGUGUGGUUGGAGCGCACCCCUCCACUCUAACAGAAACGCAUGCACUGAAGCACCAGAUACGAGCAGCGACUUCUCACUGUUCGAGGCCUUGCGAGAGACCAUCUAUUCAGAGGUGGCAGCUCUUAUAUCCCAGAAUGAAUCCAGACCACAUUUCCUCAUCGAGCUUUUCCACGAGCUUCAGCUGCUCAACACGGAUUACCUGCGUCAGAGGGCACUCUACUCCCUGCAGGACGUUGUGACCAGGCACCUCACGGAGAGGGACACUGCGGACGGGCAGCCCGGCUCCCUGGGCCCGGUGGCCUGGGUGACUGCUUCAAACUCGGAGCUCACGCCCAGUGAGCCCACGAGCCUGCCCACCAGUGAUGCGGACGUGUCCGAGAAGAACAUGAGGACCAGACUCGGCCUAAGAAAAAAGCCCAACAAUGCAGAUGCCGUGGACAACGAGAGCGCCCUGUCUGUCUCCGCAAACUUCGAACCCUUCGCCAGCGACGAUUUGGGUGACACGGUGAUCCACUUGGACAGAGCGGCGGCCAGGAAGAGGGAGUACGAGAAUAUGAAGCAGAGAGCAGAGGGCCACCGCAGCGUCACUGCUGCCGCCGAGCUUCCGCCUGGUGACCACGCCGCGGCCAGGCAGGAGGAAGGUGAUGGCUCCAGUGAGCUGGCACGCGCUUCUGGAGACGGCCACUGUCCGCAGAUCGACAUCGAGCAGCUGGACCAGCAGAUCAAAGCCAUUAUGACAGAGGUCAUUCCCUUCCUGAAGGAGCACAUGGAGGAGGUGUGUUCUCUGCAGCUCCUGAGCUCAGUCAGGAGAAUGGUGCUGUCUCUCACCCAGCGCUCUGACAGCAAGGGCUGCUUCCGCUUCCUGCACCGGCAGCUCGACCACAUCCUCAAGGAGAACCUGAGCAAGUUCGCCGGGAGGACACUGAAAGAGUGUGGGGAGGACCUGCUGGUCAUGAUCUCUGAGAUCCUCUUCAACGAGCUGGCCUUCUUCAGCCUGAUGCAGGAGCACGGCAAAGCCGCCCCCAAGCACAGAGCCGCGGGGAGGGCCGACUGCCCGGCCCCCGAACAGCCAAACGCAGAGGAGAGGAAGUCUGUGGAAGGGGGCGAGUCAUUUUCCGCAGCUUACAGCGAUGAAGAUAAAGAUAAGGAUGAAACCGAGCAGGAACCUGCGCUUCAGGAUGGAGAGGCUUCCGAGAGGGGGGGCGAGGACAGGGACGGAGGGGGACAGCCUCUGUCCGGAAGCCUGUCGAAAGCAGACUCCUCAGCUGUGACCAGCGGUGGCAGUGGAGAGGAGGAGAGGCCGGGGGACGUUGGGACUGGGCUCGCGGACGCCCCCACGUCCCCGCAGGCCAGCGGUGCUGCUGCACACGAGCCCGAGCAGGCGACAAGCAGAGUCUCUGAAAAUGGAUGCCAAGUUUCAAAGUCCAGCCCUGAACCCGUGGAGCACUUGGAUGCCCAGUCUGAGUACGUGGAGAUGGCAGAGCCCACCGAGAAGGACGAGGUGUCCUGUGAGCCCGGGGUCCCCUCGGGGCAGAGCGGGGGCGACCCCGCAGCACCCGCCGAGACGGAGUCGGUCUGCGUGUCCCGAGAAGGCUCCGCGGCCUGCAGCCCCGACACGGACUCCCCCGUCAUCGUCAACGAAGACGAAGUUGGGUCUGGAAAUUUGAGCCAAAAGUCAGAUGAAGAGGACUUUGUGAAAGUGGAAGGUUUACCUCUACAGCUGUCUGCCCUUUGUCAGGAGGAACUUCAGAAGAGAAUUACAAAAGAACAGCAGAGCAACGACCUGUCAGCGGAGAUCCUGAAUGGAAAUGUCGACGGACUGGCAGGGCUUCUCGGAAACUCCUUAACCCUAAAAGAACCAGAAACAGUGGGAGCGCAAAGCGCGUGAAGAUCUUCUCCUCGUUGUGCUGUGUGUAUGACUAAGGCCUUUCUCCAGUCAAACCGCAAUGUAUCCUGACUCCAAUUUUGAGUUGUGGAUAUAAGUAAGCCUUGUAAUUUUUUGAACAU
Molecule: messenger RNA, 6493 nt
Organism: Megalops cyprinoides (Indo-Pacific tarpon)
Lineage: Eukaryota; Metazoa; Chordata; Actinopteri; Elopiformes; Megalopidae
Product: pericentriolar material 1 protein-like
Exons: 41
Coding region: 150-6374 (2074 amino acids)
Biological process (GO): centrosome cycle; microtubule anchoring at centrosome; intraciliary transport involved in cilium assembly
Cellular component (GO): ciliary basal body; centrosome; centriole
Source: RefSeq, a predicted model, not a curated record